AUGGCCCUCAGCCACGGAAGGAUUACGAAUUUUCCCAACGCGAAGAGUUUUAUUACGCGUAAGGAUCGAACCGAAGAGGGGAUAAAGGGGAGGAGGACAAUGACGAUGAGGAGGAGGAUGAUGACGAUGCGUCGUGUUUUCGCAGCGGCAUCUUCCUCUUCGGGAGGUGAGACAGGCCGUAUGAAUCAUACGACGCAGCAGUUUUUUCGGAACGAAAACGAAAGGAGAGUUUGGCGAAGCGGCAACGCGUCGACGUCGUCGUCUGAAUCGUCGUUUUCGGGAAGCAGACGAGAGUAUUACGCGUUCGGUGGUACUGGGAGGAGUGGAAGCGACGUAAAAGCAAUCAACCAUCCGGAAUCGAAAUCGUCGAGUUCGACGUCGUGGAGCAACGGGUACGCGGCGAACGCGGAUUUCAUCGAAGACGACGAGGAAAACGAGGUACAAAAGCUAAAGGAAAAACAAGCGAGAAAGAUACAAAAUACACCAGCAGCAGCAGCAGCAGCAGCGGCGGCGAAGAAACAAACGCAGUAUAAGAACGAUUUCACAUUCACCGGAGAAAUCCACCGAGUGACGUUUCACGCCGAGGAUACGGGCUACACGGUCGCCAGAGUCCUGUGCUCGGACAAAGAUACGUUGAAAGAACUUCCGAAAGGCGCUUUGACAAAACCAAAUCGACGACCGAAAAAGGGACAGAAGGAAGCACCGGCGACGAUAACGGUCGUCGGGGAGAUGCCGAACGUUGGCGUCGGGCAGACGUUAAAGUUGACCGGAUAUUGGCGAUCGAACCCGAAAUUUGGCGUAGAGUUUGUUUCCACAAAACCAGCGGAAAUGUGCGUCCCGAGCGACGAACAAGGCGUUAUCGCCUAUCUCUCCAGCGGCAUUUUACCAGGGUGCGGACCGGUCACGGCGGAGAAAAUAGUCUCGCACUUUGGAGGGAAAGAAACAUUAGCGGCGUUAGAUUCUACGGAGGGAGCGAAACUGUUGACGAAAGUCCCAGGUAUUGGCGCGAAAACCGCGGUGAAAUUGAAAAACAACUGGGACGAAUCCAGUUCGAAACGGAAAGCGACGUCGUUUUUAACUGAAGAGUUAGGCGCCUCAGCGUUGAUUGCGAGACGCGCGAGUUUAAAGCACGGCGCUCAGACGGAAGUGAGAGUAAAAGCGGAUCCGUUCAAAGCUUUGAGCGAUAUUAAAGGAUGUUCGUUUCAUCACAUCGACGAAAUCGCCGCUCGAUUGAAAAAAUCACCGGACGAUCCCUCGCGACUCGGCGCGGCCAUGCGCUUCGCGUUACAACGCGUCGCACAAUCCGGUGGUCACGCGUACAUGACGUGGCCGACGUUGAAAGAUCACAGUAGAAAGUUGUUGGGUAGUUCGGGCGCGUUGAUACCGGACGACGUGUUCAUCGAGGCGGCCAAAACAGCCAGAAACUGCGGCGACAUUUUCGUUUUUCAAAACUUCUCCAACGGCGAGUUUGGCGCAAAAACUCCCAUAGCAUCUUUAGCGCAAUGGAACGACGAGACGCACAUUUUUCACGGCAGCUUGCACGAGUGCGAAAAAUCAAUCGCGGAUGACUUGUUGAGACGAUUGAGCCGACCUAAGUUCAAAGUCGAUGAAGCUCGAGUCGCGAAAUGGCUCGAGCUCACGGCGGAGAAAGAAAGCUGGGGCCAACCCGGAUUGUCGCAAAAACAGUUGGAUUUUUUGAACGUAGCUUUAAUUUCGCCGUGUGUGGCGUUAACUGGCGGUCCUGGUACAGGUAAAACGUUUGCAACGCACGUCAUCGUUCGCUUAAUGCGCGCUAUGGGAAAAACAGUCGUCAUGUGCGCGCCAACCGGACGAGCCGCGCAACGCAUGGCGGAGAUAAGUAACGCCAAUCGAUCGAUGACGAAUCCGUUACAGUCGAGUACGAUUCAUCGUUUGUUAGAGUUUAAAGACUUUUCGUCGCAAGGAGAUAGUCAAAACGAUGCGGAUUCGAAUGGAACAGGAGACGAUAUAUCGAGUGCAGCCGUGGAUGAUUCGAACGCGUUGAGUUUCAAAGGCGUCUUUGCGAGGAACCGAGCGAACCCGUUGGAUUGCGACGUGGUGGUUGUCGACGAGGCAUCCAUGCUAGAUGCGCCUUUGUGUGCAGCCUUGUUAGACGCGAUUCCACCGAAAGCGCAGUUAAUUAUCGUCGGCGAUGCCGAUCAGCUCCCAUCUGUGGGACCAGGUGCCGUGUUGAGAGACUUGAUUGCUUCGCAAAGGUGCCCGCACGUACACUUGGCGGAGGUGUUUCGCCAAGCGGAGAAAUCGAAAAUAGUUGGUGCCGCACACGCGAUUAAUCGAGGUGACUUUCCAGAAGAUAUCAUUAAGGCAACCUGGUCUGGUUCGCAGUUAAUUGCAUCGGACGACGCGUCCAUCGAUUUAGGCGAUGCGAAUGUAACCGAUUGCGUGUGGGUGGACACUACGGAGAAAGAAGACGACGCCACGGCGCGAGAGAUUUUGAGUUUCAUCAUCGACGAUAUUUUACCUCGACGGCGCAUCAACGCGAAAGAAAAGUUACAAGUCUUAUCGCCGAUGCGGAAAGGCAACAACUCCGCGGCAACCUUGAACGCUUUCUUGAGAGAGAAACUAAACGCGGCCGACGGAUCCGACUCGAGCGAGUUUGCCACCGCCUCCUCCUCUUCCUUUUCGACCGACGACGAAUCCGACUUCCUUCACAACGACGCCGCCGACAUCCUCAAACUCCGCAAAGGUGACCGCGUCCUUCAAAAGAGAAACGAUUACACCAAAGAAGUUUUCAACGGCGAUCUAGGCGUCGUCACGUCCAUCGAUACGAACGUCACUACCGUCACCUUCAACAAAAAGUCCAUCCAAUACACGAAAUCGGAGGUCCUCGCCAACCUCCUCCCGGCGUGGGCAAUGACCGUCCACAAAUCGCAAGGUUGCGAAUAUAGCGCUGUCGUGCUCUGCCUCUCCUCCGCCCACGGGUUAAUGCUUCGCCGAAACCUCUUAUACACCGGCGUCUCUCGCGCGAAAGAUUUAUUAGUCAUCCUGGCGCCUCGCCGCGCGAUGGAACGCGCGGUGCAAGACACGCAAAGCGCCGAAAGAAACACCGGUUUGGCGAAAAAAUUAAACUCGAGCUACGACAUCUACCCGCAUUCUUCAUCUUCGUCGACGGAGAAGAAGAGUGGGGGGGUCGUCGGAAGCAGCGGCGGCAACCCCGCCUCGAGCGCGUCGUCGAAACAGAAACUCACCAAGCGCGAAGCCAGGUGA
Bathycoccus prasinos is the source of this 3246-nucleotide messenger RNA. Its product is annotated as helicase, RecD/TraA family. The transcript has a single exon. Gene Ontology annotation, molecular function: ATP hydrolysis activity. The coding region runs from base 1 to 3246 and encodes 1081 amino acids. Lineage: Eukaryota; Viridiplantae; Chlorophyta; Mamiellophyceae; Mamiellales; Bathycoccaceae. The record is from RefSeq and is a predicted model, not a curated record.